AUGUCAGGAUCAUUCAUAGCUCUCAUCCCGAAGACUGAGAAUCCACAAGGAUUGGAGGAGUAUCAACCAAUUUGCCUCAUUGGGAGCAUUUAUAAAAUUAUCUCAAAGUUACUAGCUAGAAGAUUGAGGAAGGUCAUAGACAAGUUAAUCUCAAAAUCCCAAACAACAUUUGUUUCGGGUAGACAAAUUCUAGACGGUGUGUUGGUAACUAACGAGAUUAUAGACCUGGCUAAAAGGAAGAAGAAAAGCUAUCUACUGUUCAAAGAUGAAACAAUACUAGUGAGAGACGAGACAUGGAGUAACUUAUGGGCAAUCAAAGUAAUCUUGAGAGGAUUUGAAAUGGAGUCAGGGUUGAGGGUGAAUAUGUGGAAGAGAAAAUUGUGUGGGAUUUGGGUUGAUAACUUUUUCCUCCAGGCAGCAAGUCAGUUUUUGUGUCGUAGGUUAGAUAGUAUCACGUUCAAGUUUCUUGGAAUAAUAGUAGGAGGGAACCCUCAAAGAGCAAAAUUCCGGAAUCACAUUAUAGCUAGUAUGAGGGCUAGACUGUCACCUUGGAUUGGGAGAAUACUAUCAAUAGGCGGUAGAGUCGCUCUUAUCAAAUCAGUUUUAUCAAAUCUUCCGAUCUAUUAUUUAUCUUUCUUCAAACUUCCUAAAAAGGUAGUUGGAAAUAAGGAUAUGAGUGUUCAGGAGAUGGGGUGGUGGGCGGAGAACGUGUGGAAUGGGAAGCUUGAUAACUUCAAUUCUGUACUCAAUGAGGCGGUCGCGAUAGAGUUAGAAGAGCUUUGA
Messenger RNA from Vicia villosa (hairy vetch), 783 nucleotides. RefSeq lists its product as uncharacterized. Bases 1 to 783 code for a protein of 260 amino acids. The record is from RefSeq and is a predicted model, not a curated record. Lineage: Eukaryota; Viridiplantae; Streptophyta; Magnoliopsida; Fabales; Fabaceae. The transcript has 3 exons.